Messenger RNA from Daphnia pulicaria, 3661 nucleotides. RefSeq lists its product as uncharacterized. Gene Ontology annotation, cellular component: plasma membrane. The record is from RefSeq and is a predicted model, not a curated record. Bases 1184 to 2575 code for a protein of 463 amino acids. Gene Ontology annotation, molecular function: zinc ion transmembrane transporter activity. NCBI's taxonomy places the organism in Eukaryota, Metazoa, Arthropoda, Branchiopoda, Diplostraca, Daphniidae. Gene Ontology annotation, biological process: zinc ion transmembrane transport. The transcript has 9 exons.
UAGGAAGCUGUUACAUGUUAGCCAGGUUAAAACAAGUGAGGUGAGACGUUAAUAGCAUUUUAUGUUGCAUUGCUUUGCUUGGUCCACGUGUCUGAUAGCGUCCACGUUCCUUAGCUAUAAACUCUGUAUUUGAUUCUAGGCUUUAGUGGUUUACCAUGACUCCCAAGCACCAACACACACUACUGUCUAGUGUCUAGAUGCUGUUGUCGAUCCGCCCAACCGCCCUAACCAAUGGUUUUUGGUUAAAUCAGCGUGCUCACCCAAUUUAUUGAUUUUCAUUAAACUCUUAAUUUAUUUUCAUGGUGUAAGUUACAGAUUGGCCGCCAAAGUGGACGACAUCGAAUGCACUAUAUCAGUAGUGCUAAUUGACAGCUCUAUGUACCGACUCAUUCUACAACAUGGAUCGCUUGGUGAUAAGUUUUCGCGUAUCAAGAAAAGAGCUGCAUGUGAAAACUUCGAAACAAAAUUUAGCAGGUUGCAUCUGCGAAUUUACACCAUCUCUGAUAUUCGGAUAUCAAAUCCGAAAAUAAAUCUCCUCUUUUAUAAGUAUCUAAUUUCUUGAACUACUAAAUUUACAAAAAUAUAUUAGCAAGCCGUAUGAUAUUUGAGAUUGGUUAUUAGAUAGAUUUCCGUUAAGUUAGUUCAGAUUUCCACUCGCAAAAUAUACCUUGAAUCACGAAGGGCUGAUGCAAGUGCAUAGAUGAGAAACAUUUGAAUACUGCAAUGUUCUGGCAUCAACAGGUUCGUUAGCAAUCCAAUGCGCGUAGUAAAUAUGCAACCAAGCACAUGUUUAAAUGAAUGGCGCCAUCGCGUGCAGCAUGUUUACAGAUAUAAAACGUUUCGCUGUCAAGGUGGACUCACAAGGUCGCCAAAUCUAUCAUGUCCCACAGGUGGGAUAUGGGGGGCGUUUCUUUUCCUGCCUUGCAUUCUUUGUUGUCUCCAUCUCAUGGGAACAUCGGAAGGAAAUUCCAAUAGGAUAGAUAUACAUGUCUAGUGUAUUUUAGUCAGUGUAUAGUGAUUCAUCUUCCAGACUGGAUGGCCCCAUAGCAACUGUGAGCACGACACUGCUAUUUUUCACUUUCAGUUUGUGUUAGUUCCUGGAAAUUGGAUUGGAAACGGUUAAAUCCCACCAGGUGUUCUGUGCUGGAAUUUUAUUAAUGACCCGUCGUCGCAACUGUUGAAAAUGAAUUUGCUGGAAUCCAAAUUGUUGACGAUGUCAGUGCUUGGACUAGUGUCAAUUUUUCUUGGUUUAUUACCUGUGGUGAUUCUAAGAAAACUAGGCCUUACUCCGACAUUAACUGGCGAUGUCAUGUCGCCGUUUACCAAGACGGUUGUCUCGGGAAUGUUGUGUUUCGGCGGAGGAGUCUUAAUGGGGACGGGAUUUCUCCACAUGUUACCGGAAGUCCAUGAAGGAUGGCAGAAAUAUGCAAAAGAAAAUGAAAUCGACAUUAAUCUAGCCCUUGGUAUUGUAGUCAUCUGUGGAGGUUUCUUCCUCGUAUACUUUGUCGAAGAACUGGCGCACUUGAUGGCUGAUCGUCAUGCCCACAACAAGGAAGACGUGUCCAUUCACCGGGCUGUUUCAAUUCGCGGUUGUCCGGUUAGUCUUGAAGGUCCAGCUCCUCCUUGCGAACCUUCCGGUUGUCAGAAAUCGGACGGAGACGCAUCCUGCCAAGGCAGUACCAUCUGCCAACUAGACUGCACUGAAAAGGAAUUUUGUAGAGACGUUACCGAAGGGGAAGGAUGUUCUUCUUCGAAAUUCUAUUCCAGCAAAACUGGUAGCGCGUGCUCUGCAGUUCACAACAACUUGGAUCCCAUUGAAAGGAACGAUGGAUACGGGACAUUCGGACCCGCAGAAAACGGCGUCCUGCCGCAGGCACAGGAAAAUAACCACUUGUUGAACCGUAAUCCGCAUUCCGGAAGUAGUCAAAGCUUAAAACAGAAACACUGGGUGAAAGAAGUUAAUAACACAACACUGGAACGUUCUCAGUCGGGUGGUAAUCACAGUCACGAUUUGCAUCAUCAUCAUGGAUUGAUGAUGGGCAAUGGACACUGCGUCGGAGCUCCGCUAAGAGGAUUACUUUUCAUCGUCGCUUUAUCGCUACACGAAAUACUGGAAGGAGUAGCAGUCGGUCUGCAGAAGAAUCAGUCGGGCGUUUUGCAGCUUUUUGCCGCGGUUGCCAGUCAUAAAUUCGUCAUCUCGUUUUGUGUUGGGCUGGAAUUAUCGACCAGCGGUGUCAAAGUUUUAAUGCAUACCAUUUACAUCCUCGUCUUCUCGCUCGUUACUCCAUUGGGAAUCGGUAUUGGCAUCAUCAUGACUUCUGCCAGCUCCGGUGAUGAGAAUGUGACUGAUUCGCUGAGCUCAUUAAUUAUGCAAGGUCUUGCCUGUGGAACCAUCCUUUACGUUGCUUUUUUCGAAAUACUCGAGCGCGAACGAUCUAAAUCCACCGUUGGUUUAAUUCAGUGGACACUGCUCGUCUUGGGAUUCUUGGCAAUCAUGGGACUUCAAUUAUUAACCACGGAAUCAAAUUUAGGUUUGGACGACACGAAAUUGAAUAUCACUAGUCAAGGACCGUGACCACACAAUUUCAAUUGGCCGUUUGUUUUGAAUUUUAUUUUCUCAGUAUUUUACCUUUCUUCCAUAUUUUAUCGAUCAUGGACAAACAAAAGAAAAGGAGAAUUUGCUAUUGUGCACAGUAAAGGAUUAAACGUGAUUACUAUUUUUAUCAAACUGUGCAUGAUCUCAUUUGAUAGGAUAUCGUUAGCUUUAUAGAGCCUUUGUAUGCAAUAAUUACGAAACCGAAUGCGGCGUACAAUACAAUUUUUUUAUCACACAGGAAAUUUCUCAAUCUCAGACUCCCACGUCUAAAUUCAUUGAUAAAAGAAUGUCGAUGCGAUAUACGUUGGUCUAACGAAUCAAACAACGUUGUCUAGAUUAAUACGUCGACCAUUCAUUAUUUUACAACGCAUUUCCUAUAUUCCUCCGACAGAGUUUAGAAGAGACGCAUUCAUAAUACGCAAAUUGGGGUAUCAACAUCACACAACACUGACAACAGGAAUGGAGAAAGACUUAUCCUCUUCAGUCCACCUAGAAUUGGGAAUAAAGAAAAAGAGAAAGUCUGGACAAGAAACAGAGGUUUCCCAUGGACAUUUUAUUCCCAAUUCCCGAAUUACACGUGCCCCACGAGUGAUACGCGAUGGCAAAGUGGCCGUCAUCUAUCAGCCCCAUCACGGUCUUGGUUGGUACUCAGAACAUAAGAUUGAAGCCCUUCUUUUUGCUCCCGAGAUUGUUUUCAUGAUUGAAAAAGAAGAGUCAGGUUCGAAAGUCUACGAGUAUUGCCGCAGGAUGAAGUACGGCUGGAGUGUGAUGGAUACUAUUUGUCAUGGUCUCAGCAUCAAUUGGGUGCCCGUUUCGGAAGAGUUUCGAAUCCACGAGUAUGACGGAAGAGAAACAAUUGUUUUAAAAUCUACUGAUCAAUGGUUUAUUGCUUAAACCAUGCUCAUUUGAUUGUACAAGAUUAACGUUUUAAUAUAAAUAAUUCAGCAACGUCAUGUGCGUUGUAAAUUAGGUUGAUAAAUGUUGUAAUAACAAUUCUUAUUAUCCCCCAUCGCCCAUGUGAAAUAACACCCAGCCCGCAAGGACGUAAUAAAAAUUUUUUUUUUU